Messenger RNA from Vanrija pseudolonga, 864 nucleotides. RefSeq names its product 40S ribosomal protein S0 (gene RPS0). Lineage: Eukaryota; Fungi; Basidiomycota; Tremellomycetes; Trichosporonales; Trichosporonaceae. The record is from RefSeq and is a predicted model, not a curated record. Gene Ontology annotation, cellular component: ribosome; cytosolic small ribosomal subunit; 90S preribosome. The coding region runs from base 1 to 864 and encodes 287 amino acids. Gene Ontology annotation, molecular function: structural constituent of ribosome. Gene Ontology annotation, biological process: cytoplasmic translation; ribosomal small subunit assembly. The transcript has a single exon.
AUGUCCAAGGUCCCCGCUGCCCUUAACGCUACCGAGGAGGACGUCCAGCUCCUCCUCUCGGCCCAGGCCCACCUCGGCACCAAGAACUGCGACAAGUCGAUGGAGCAGUACGUCUGGAAGCGCCGCGCCGACGGCAUCCACGUCCUCAACGUUGGCAAGACCUGGGAGAAGCUCGUCCUCGCUGCCCGUGUCAUUGCCUCGAUUGAGAACCCCGCCGACAUCUGUGUCAUCUCGGCCCGCCCCUACGGCCACCGUGCCGUCCUCAAGUACGCCAAGUUCACUGGCGCCCAGGCCAUUGCCGGCCGCUUCACCCCCGGUUCGUUCACCAACUACAUCACCCGCUCGUUCAAGGAGCCCCGCCUCAUCAUUGUGACCGACCCCCGUGUCGACCACCAGGCUAUCCGUGAGGCCGCCUACGUCAACAUCCCCGUCAUUGCCUUUGCCGACACCGACGCCUCGCUCAAGUUUGUCGACAUUGCCAUCCCCACCAACAACAAGUCGCGCCACUCGAUCGGCCUUCUUUGGUACCUCCUCUGCCGUGAGGUCCUCCGCCUCAAGGGCGAGGUCCCCCGCGGCCCCACCGGCCCCGCCGGCUGGGACGUCCUCCCCGACCUCUUCUUCUACCGUGACCCCGAGGAGAUUGAGCGCGAGGCCCAGGAGAAGGCCGCCGCCGCCGAGGAGGAGGCCGCUGCCGCCACCGAGACCGCUGCCCCCGUCGCCGACGACUGGGCUGCCGGUGCCUCGAACGACGCUGCCUUUGCCGCCCAGCCCACCGACCAGGCCCUCGACUGGUCGGCUGAGCCCCAGUCGGGCGACUGGGCCGCUGAGCCCGCCGCCGCCACUGAGGCCGCCACCGAGUGGUAA